Molecule: messenger RNA, 2031 nt
Organism: Schistosoma mattheei
Lineage: Eukaryota; Metazoa; Platyhelminthes; Trematoda; Strigeidida; Schistosomatidae
Source: the annotation of a GenBank genome assembly
AUGGAAUGCCAUUGUACACCGUCAGCAUCUAACUGUGGGGAGAAUCGAAGAAAGAAGUGCGAUCGUGAUGUCUCUCACUGCUUAUUGUCACUCCGAUGGCAAAAUGAAUCUAAUAAACACAUUGAACAUAUCCAAGAUUGCUGGCAUUGGUCCCCGGAUGAUCCUGAUUGUCCUAAGGAGCCAGGACUGUGUUAUCUUUUAUCUGAAUCGAAAGAAGGGUUUACCAAUUGUUGUUGCAAAGGUCCUCUUUGCAAUGGUGUAGACAAUAACACCAUAAUAUCGCCGCCUCCCACUCAAGUCAACAGAUCCUUGCUUAUGACAGGGUUAGAUCCCUUUUUUAUCCAGAACUCAAGACCACUCGGAAAUACUCCACUACCAAGGCAAAGUUUUGAUACACAACGUACGAAUGGCUUCCUUACUCUGAUAAUCACAGCUCCGAUAAUUAUUGGUUUGUUUUUAAUCUUGAUAUUCUCCGUUUUUGCUCUAUUUUUGCCUCGACGUCGUGUGUGUCGUCUAAAACAGAGCAUGCGGUUCUCAUGGAAGCAUAAAACUUGUACACACUGCGGGAAGUUGUCUGACUUGUAUAGUCCUUUGCAUUGCUUUUCUGUGUGUACACGUGGUCAUACAGUCAAAGAUGAUAUUUCAAAUGGAUCAGUUGCUCAAAAUGAGUAUUUUGGAAUGAACAGUUUAUCUAAACAUCCAAUAACAGGUCUUCGAUGGUUAUCUAGUGAAUGUAUUGAGUUGUGCUCAUUCAUAAAGAAAGUUGAGUUAAAAGCUCACGGACGUUUUGGCCAAGUAUGGCUCGGCCGAUUUUCUUCACCGGAUGAUCAGGACGAUUUUAAUCUAAAUUCAUCACAAUUAUCAUUAAAUAAGAACAAAAAAGAAAUCGAUGUAGCUAUAAAAGUAUUCACGUCAAAUGAGAAACGUAGUUGGGAAACAGAAGUUGCACUUUUUAAUGUUCCAGGUUUGGAACAUAUCAAUAUUCUACAAUAUUAUGGUGCAGACCAGGUCAUUGUGGAUAAUUCUAUUGGCGAAGAUAAACUAGAGUAUUGGUUAGUAACAGAAUAUCAUCCAUUAGGCAGCGUAUAUGAUUAUCUUCAUGCAUAUGAUAUACAAUGGAUAGAUUUAUUAAAAAUUUGUACUGGUAUUGCUCAAGGUUUAGCUCAUCUACAUAUGGAAAUUCCAAAUCUUUCAAAACCUAGUAUAGCUCAUCGUGAUUUGAAUUCUCGCAAUGUGCUGUUAAAGUCUGAUCUUACUGCUUGUAUUGCUGACUUCGGUUUGGCAAUUCGUUUUGAGGCUGGCCAGUGUAUGAGAGAUGCACAUUUGCAGUUGGGUACUCGUCGAUAUAUGGCGCCUGAAGUGUUAGAUGGCGCUAUUCAGUUUUCAAAGGAUGCAUUUCUUCGUAUCGAUAUUUAUGCAAUGGGUUUAGUGUUUUGGGAAUUAAUGAUGAGAUGUUGUUGUGGUUCUAGUAAAAAUGCAGCAAUUCAUAUUACUAGUUAUUUAGCACCAUAUGAAAUAGAAUUAGGUCCACAACCAUCAAUGGAAGCAUUACAACGAUGGGUAGCACAUGCUAAACAACGACCUAAAUUUAAUCCACAAUGGGCAUCAGAUGGGGGUUUAUGUACAUUGUGGAAACAAUUGAAGAAUGCUGGGACCAAGAUGCAGAAGCACGUCUUUCAGCUGGUUGUGAAGGAGGAUAUUGGUGUCUACAAUUGCCCAGAUGUUCUAAGUACUACUACUACUACUACCGAUAACAUUAUUAAUGGUAAUAAUGAUAAGAGUAAUACUAUACCAACUCGUGGUAGUACUGGAUGUCCACCGACAAUUUGUCUACCCUAUUCUAUGAAUAUUAAUUUCUCUACACUUACAGAUCAUAGAUCUAAUAAGAUCAAUAGUGAAAUAUUACAAUGUAAAAGAAAAAAUCAAACAUUAUGCUUUAAUGAUAUAUUAAAUCGAACAGAAGAUCAAAUACAGUGUGAUAGUACAGAAUAUUUAAACCAAUUCAACCAAAUCAACAGAGUAAAGCAAUAG